Messenger RNA from Drosophila simulans, 1081 nucleotides. RefSeq lists its product as uncharacterized. The record is from RefSeq and is a predicted model, not a curated record. Bases 219 to 806 code for a protein of 195 amino acids. Lineage: Eukaryota; Metazoa; Arthropoda; Insecta; Diptera; Drosophilidae. The transcript has 2 exons.
AGUUUAGUGUAGCUACAUCAUUCGGAUCAUUAGGAAUUUUUACUUUUUUCAGAGCAUAUCAAAAUUUGGUACUCGUCUUUUUUACACGACAAAAUUUUAUAAUUUCUUACAUUUUUUCGGCGGUCUGUUCGACGAAGCAAAAUUAAUUUAUCAGUAGUACGACGUGUAUCCUGGUCCAGACUAUAAUACCCUCAACGUGUGAGCGUAAUCCAGCCACCAUGCAUUCUGGCUACAGACGAUCCCAGAGCGGGGAAGCGCCAUCCAUUCGCAGCUUUAUUUCGCCCAAUCGCUUGGUGCGUAGUGCCUCCGACAGCGUGGUUCCCAGUAGGACCAAUUUUAGUGGCAUCCGCCCGGUGAUAGCCGCCGAUUUGCCACCCAUGGAGCUGUCUGAAAAACUUACCGACACGCUAAAGUCGCAGUUAUCGCAGCACCAGGAUUUCCUCAAGUUGUCCCGGCGGAUCAGGGUGAAUUACAUAUUACAAUACGGCAGCAAUUGCGGUGAGACGUUCUUAAAGCAUGGCAGAGCCCUGAUCAAACUGCAGCAGGCCGUUGGCGACCUCACCUAUCUGGUCGAUCAACUGAAGCUGGCGUACGAGCCCGUUUCCUAUGGAAAGGUAGCCGUGCAGGCUCAACAUGCCGAUAAGCUGGCCCAGCUAUUUGAGAAUCAGCUCACCGCCCACAAUGAGCAGUUGGAGCAGCAGCUAGCUCGGGACCCUUCACACCCAAGUCGUCCUAACGAUUCCCGCACGCGCAAGGCCGAAAUGGAAGAAGCUAUCAAGAACCUGCGCGCUUGGCGUUCCAACUAAGGCCAGCAAAUCGAAUGUCAAUAUACGAAUGGUAUUUCGAUAUGGUCACUAAAGACUAAAGAUGUUGCUGCUCGUAUGUGCGAGGAUGAUCUGUGAUGAUGCCUUGGUUUUGGAGACGAAUUUAUAUAUAUACAUGUCUUUGGUAAUCCACCUGGACUGGAACGUUCUACUUUCAUACUCAUUCAGGAUCAGUAUGACUUCCACUUCAACUCCAAAUUAAUCGAGUGCACCGCAGGUCCAGACAAAUAAAUAAAAUUACAAACUGAUAAACUGUA